CGCUCAUUCUCUUUAGGGUUUGUCAAUGUUGGAGGUGUGAGCAGCCCGGCCCGGGACAGCCAGAAACGGAGGAUGGCACACAUGAAGGCGCAGACAUCAGUUCCCGUGUGUGACUCUUCCUUUCCCUCUGUGCUUUGCCCUCCUGCCACAAGUGCCGGUCAAGUGAGUCUCCAGUCCUCUGUGAAUGGGUCUGCCACAGAAACCGCCACAGACACCAGUCCCACCGAAAGUCUGGUGGAUUCCUCAUCUUCUGGUAGCUCCCCAGGUGUGGCCACUGAAGAUGAGAAGACCAAAUUAUUGGAAGUGCCUCUCCAAGAAAACAUGACAAACCCCAAAGAGAAAACGCCGAUGUGUUUGGUGAAUGAGUUAGCCCGCUUCAAUAGGAUUCAGCCACAGUAUAAACUUCUGGAGGAGAGAGGACCGGCACAUUCCAAGUUAUUUACAGUGCAACUGACUCUCGGAGGUCAGACAUGGGAAGCCGAGAGUACCAGCAUUAAGAAAGCCCAGCAUGCGGCUGCCAGCCUAGCGCUGUCUGAAACAACACUUCCUAAACCAGCAGCCAGACAAACCAAGAACAAUAUAAACAACAACCCAGGGAGCAUAACUCCAACAGUUGAAUUAAAUGGGCUGGCCAUGAAGAGAGGGGAACCUGCUAUUUACAGACCACUGGACCCGAAACCGCUACCGAACCACCGGGCUAAUUACAAUUACAGAGGGAUGUACAACCAGAGGUACCUAUGUCCGAUGAUGAAAACCUUUUAUGUCCAGCUGACCGUUGGCAGCAGUGAGUUUUAUGGAGAAGGAAGGACGCGUCAGGCAGCAAGACACAGCGCAGCCCUGAAGGCUCUGCAGGCCCUGAGGAAUGAGCCCAUUCCAGAAAGAUCGUCAGUGGUGGGUUUGACCUUCAAGAAUGGUGAUGCAAACCGAGGAACUGAUGAAGACAAGGAUGCAAACAAAUCAGAAAUCAGCCUUGUAUUUGAGAUUUCUUUGAAGCGCAACCUUCCCCUGAGUUUUGAGGUGACUAAAGAAAGUGGCCCUCCACACAUGAAGAGUUUUGUUACCAGGGUCACGGUGGGAGAAUUCACGGCUGAAGGUGAGGGUAACAGCAAGAAGCUCGCUAAGAGGAGGGCAGCUGCCGCGGUCUUACAGGAACUCCGAACGCUCCCACCGCUUCCUAUAAUAGAAAAACCAAAACUUUACAUAAAAAGGCGACCAAAAACCAUAAUAAAGGCCUCCCCAGAAUAUGGACAGGGGAUGAAUCCGAUCAGUCGCCUGGCUCAAAUCCAACAGGCUAAAAAGGAGAAGGAACCCGAGUAUGUGCUGCUAUCAGAAAGAGGCAUACAGCGCAGAAGGGAGUUCAUUAUGCAGGUAAAAGUUGGUGAGCAUACUGCAACAGGAACGGGGCCCAACAAGAAGACCGCCAAGAGAAACUCUGCAGAAGCCAUGUUAUUGCAGCUUGGUUAUAAGGCUUCGUCUCCGGCUUCAGAUAAACCUGUGAAGACAGGUGAAAGCCAGGACUGGAAUGAACAAAACUCUGGGCCUGCUGAGCAAACAAACACCCCUAAAGGAAUUCUUCAUCUCUCCCCUGAUGUCUAUCAAGAGAUGGAAGCAAGUCGCACUAAGACGGUUCCUCCUGCGACUGUCAGCUAUUUGUCAUCCAAAGAAUUAGGCCAACAAUCCAGCUCAUUUUUUAGCACAUCUGCAACCCAGGGCUGCACAGCUGCAAUUGCUAGAGAGCUUCUAACAAAUGGAACAUCCCCAACCGCAGAAGCCAUAGGAUUCACUGGGAACAUUUUGACUGGUCCCAGUUCUACGGUGCAACCUUCCAAACAGCUUGAAUAUCUGGCUGGAAUUCAAGGCUUACAGGUAAAUUACAGCGAUCGACAAAACGGCAAUGAUUUCAUGACCUGCUUGACUUUGUCGCCAAUACAGAUGACUUUCCAUGGCAUUGGCAGCUCUGUGGAAGCCAGCCACGACCAGGCAGCUUUAAGUGCCUUGAAGCAGUUUUCAGAACAAGGACUGGAUUCGGUGGAAUGUCCUCUCAUGUCUGAAAGUGGAAAACCCUUUGAACAGGCCAAGCAUCGGGGAGAGAUGGCAGACAAUAAGCAGGCUAACUCAGGCACCACCACUCAGGACUGCAAGGAUUCAAAGGCUGUUGUCUAGGAGCUUUCCAGCAUCUUCAGCCGGCCGCCACUGCAUCCUUAUAAACCUGUCAACACGCAAUAGGGUGUAUGUGUAGAAGGAAACGAAUCACUAAUACCAUUAUACGAGUCUUAUGUGAAGACAACACUAUCCUAAAGCAAGAGAUAAUACAUUGUACUGUUUAUACAAAGUGGGGAAGAUGUCAGCUUAAGCACUUCCGCUCGCUCGCAAUCUGAGACCACAUCUUCAUUUAAUUAACUUGAAGCCGUAGAAAUCCGAUCCGACCGGUGCUUCGAGUUACAAAUUAUUACUUAAGGUGUUGAGACAAAACUAAACUUUAAAAAAAAAUGAAAAAAGAUGGGAAAGCGUUUGUGUUUGGUUUUACCUAUACGUCUAAAUCUUUUAUUUUUUUUUUUUUUUUUUUUCUCCAUCUGAUUUUAGCAUAUGCUUUGAUAUUUUAAAACUUUAACCAAUGACAGUGCUUCGUGCUUUGUGAGAGUUGUAGUUGUUGUCUUCAUAUAUAAUCACAGCUUACCUUCCGCAGUCUCCACUCUAAAGUAUAUAUAUAUAUAUAUAUAUAUAUAUAUAUAUAUAUAUAUAUAUAUAUAUAUAUGGCAUUUAGAUCAUUAUCCAGACUAACAAUAAAUCUCUGACCAACUUUUUCUUUAACCCCUUGGGUGCCAGACGUGUGCGUACAGCAUACACUCCCCGUCUGACACCCAGCGGGUUAAAAUAUGAGCAGAUGUUUGUAAGAUUAAGUCACCUUGUAACCCCAGGUUAUUUUAUCUAGUCUGCAGAAAGACCUCGUUCCCCCCUUUUUUUGUUUUAAUCGACUGCCACGCUUUUGUGUGAAGCGCAUUUACACCCAUUGUGUUGUUGGGACUCACAAUUUACAUCAACUGAGUGUUUUUAAUAACUGCAUUUUGCUCUGUGACAUCAAUUUGUCCAAUGAAGAAAUGCAUGUAUACAUUAUUAAGAAACAAUAAUAAGCCAAGCGUUAUUUGGAAGGGGCAACUGUACACCAUCAUGUUAUAAACAGUGUAUGGCCAAAUGCAGUAAAACCACAUCAGUUCAUGUUUAAA
Spea bombifrons (plains spadefoot toad) is the source of this 3224-nucleotide messenger RNA. It is a transcript of the gene STAU2, whose product is annotated as staufen double-stranded RNA binding protein 2. The coding region runs from base 73 to 2163 and encodes 696 amino acids. The transcript is spliced from 15 exons. The record is from RefSeq and is a predicted model, not a curated record. Lineage: Eukaryota; Metazoa; Chordata; Amphibia; Anura; Pelobatidae.